AUGGCCGACGAGAAAUCCAAGGAAGGAGUCAAGACCGAGAACAACGACCAUAUUAAUUUGAAGGUGGCAGGACAGGAUGGCUCUGUGGUGCAGUUUAAAAUUAAGAGGCAUACACCACUUAGUAAACUAAUGAAAGCCUAUUGUGAACGACAGGGCACACCUGCACAGUUGGAAAUGGAGGAUGAAGAUACGAUUGAUGUGUUCCAGCAGCAGACAGGAGGUGUCUACUAAAAAGGGAACCUGCUA
This is a messenger RNA of Chionomys nivalis (European snow vole), 246 nucleotides long. Its product is annotated as small ubiquitin-related modifier 2-like. Gene Ontology annotation, biological process: protein sumoylation. The coding region runs from base 1 to 231 and encodes 76 amino acids. Gene Ontology annotation, cellular component: nucleus. Gene Ontology annotation, molecular function: ubiquitin-like protein ligase binding; protein tag activity. The record is from RefSeq and is a predicted model, not a curated record. NCBI's taxonomy places the organism in Eukaryota, Metazoa, Chordata, Mammalia, Rodentia, Cricetidae. The transcript is spliced from 2 exons.